Molecule: messenger RNA, 1797 nt
Organism: Vicia villosa (hairy vetch)
Lineage: Eukaryota; Viridiplantae; Streptophyta; Magnoliopsida; Fabales; Fabaceae
Product: dolichyl-diphosphooligosaccharide--protein glycosyltransferase subunit 1B-like
Exons: 9
Coding region: 60-1463 (467 amino acids)
Cellular component (GO): membrane; oligosaccharyltransferase complex
Source: RefSeq, a predicted model, not a curated record
CCCAUAAACUAUCUAUAGAGAGAACUGAGUUGGGAGUCUUCUGUUCGUCAACUGCACCAAUGGUCAUGGAACCUCUGCUCAAAAUCGCAGUGCUCUUUCUCUUCCUCCAUCUCUCCAUUCUCGUUAACUCAUCUCCUUCCCAACACCUUCAGAUCAUCAAUGCCGAACGCAGGAUUGACCUCAAUUCUCACAUUAUUAAGGUGUACUUGACAUUGAAGGUUGAAAACUCAGGCACUUCUCCUACUUCAGAAGUACAUCUUGCUUUUUCACCUGCUGAAGCCGAACAUCUUGCAGUAGUCAAAGCUGCAGCAACUACCGGGAAGAGGAAGAAGAAGACUUAUGUUCCUCUUGAUGUUAAAUCCGCUGAGAUACCUGAUGGACCAAAUGGAACUAAAUUUUUCGUUAUAACCUUGUUAACUCCACUCAAUAAAGGUGAAUCAAUAACACUUGAGGUGCUUUACAUAUUGACACAUUCUCUGGAACCUUUCCCAGUAGAAAUUAGUCAAUCAGAGUCGCAGUUGGUCUAUUUCCGUGAUAGUGCAAUAUUAUUGUCUCCCUAUCAUGUCAAGGAACAGACAACUUUCAUCAAAACACCAAGUGCUCGGGUAGAAUCAUUCACAGUAGUGGAGCCCGCUAAACGAGCUGGUUCAGAGCUAAGAUAUGGGCCAUAUGGCAGUCAUACCCCGUAUUCAUAUUCUCCUGUGCUUGUUCAUUUCGAAAAUAACAAUGCCUUUGCCGUUGUCGAGGAGCUGGAGCGUGAAAUUGAAAUAUCUCACUGGGGAAGCAUACAGAUCACAGAGCGAUAUAAACUGGUUCAUGCUGGUGCUAGACACAAAGGUGUUUUUUCAAGAGUUGAAUAUCAAACUAGAUCAGGUGUUAGUGGUGCUUCUUCAUUUAAAAGUCUUCUUGCAAAACUACCCCCCAGGGUUCAUUCAGUAUACUACCGGGAUGAAAUUGGCAAUAUUUCCUCUUCACAUCUACGUACAGAUUUUCUAAAGUCAGAACUUGAAUUUGAGCCUCGAUAUCCUCUAUUUGGAGGCUGGAAAUCCACCUUUCUCAUUGGUUAUGGGCUACCAUUGCAAGACUUCCUUUUUGAGUCUCCGGACGGCAGAAGAUACCUCAAUUUUACUUAUGGUUGCCCUCUUGCUCAGACCGUGGUUGACAAGUUGAUUAUAAAGGUUGUGCUUCCAGAGGGAUCCAAAAAUCCUGCAGCCGUGAUUCCUUUUCAAGUAGAUCAACAUCUGGAGACCAAGUAUUCAUACCUUGACAUUGUGGGAAGGCCUGUGAUGGUUCUAGAAAAGAGAAAUGUUGUUCCUGACCAUAACAUCCCUUUCCAGGUAUACUACAAUUUCAACCCUAUAUUCAUGCUUGCUGAGCCAUUGAUGCUGGCAUCUGUUUUUUUCCUGCUUUUUGCGGCGUCUGUGGCAUAUUUACAUAUGGAUAUUUCCAUCCGCAAGUCAUGAACAUCUCUAGCUAGUUUUCUGAAAGGCGGCACGGGACUGAGCAGAUCAACCAUUUUGGCAAUACUGUAUGAAGUUUAGCAGUUAUAGUUUUGCUUGUUUGUAAUAUUCCCCCCCCCCCCCCCCCCCCCCCCCCCCCCCCCGGCAAUUUGAUCUUAUGCCAUGUUUCUAAACUAGUGAUGAACCAUUACUUCCAUUUAAGAAACAUAGAAUAUGGUAGUUGAGGAAGAAACUUACAUGAUGUUUUUUCCAGGUAUUAGAAAUAUUAUAACUUUAUACUUGGUAAUCAAUACACGAACUGAAAUUAAACAAGAUCUCUUACAUGAUCUUUCCUCAU